This is a messenger RNA of Vigna radiata var. radiata (mung bean), 866 nucleotides long. RefSeq lists its product as uncharacterized. The record is from RefSeq and is a predicted model, not a curated record. The transcript is spliced from 2 exons. NCBI's taxonomy places the organism in Eukaryota, Viridiplantae, Streptophyta, Magnoliopsida, Fabales, Fabaceae. Bases 33 to 653 code for a protein of 206 amino acids.
UAGUGUAUGCCAAUCAACUCAAAUAGCUAUGGAUGGAAUUAGACCAUUACAGGGUCAUCAAAGCCAAGUACCCAAAUGAUUCUGCCAUGCUCAAAGAGUAUAUUGAGCAAGAUAGAGUUUAUGAUUUUUUGGUAGGGCUUAACUAUGAUUUUGAUCAAGUGAGAGUCCAAAUUCUUGGAAAAGACAAAGUUCUAAGAAUUAAUGAAGUGGUAGCUAUGGUAAGAAGUGAAGAAAACAGAAGGAGAAUAAUGCUAGAAUCCCCAACCAUGGAAAACUCAGCCAUGGUAGCAACCGGAUCGGCCAAGAUGGUUGAUCCCCAAAAGGGGGGACUCAUCAAUAUGGAAAAGAAAAAUGAAGGAGUGUGGUGUAUCUUCUGUAACAAACCUCGCCACACUUGUGAUAAAUGUUGGAAGCUACAUGGAAAGCCUCCUAGUCGAGAUUGGGGAUCCCAAAAUCAUGAAAAGGAGUGGGGGAAAAGAGGCGACAACAGUAGAAAGGGCGGACAAGCACACCUAGGUGCUGCAAAACAUGAAGAAAACAGUAGCGGACCAAUUCCACUUAACCAGGAUGAAGUUCAACAGAUGCACUCCUUCCUUAACAAGUUGGAUAAAUCACCAGAACCAACAAUUGGGGAGGACGAUUGGAGAUGCUAGAGACUGGAAUGGCUUGUAUUACUUGGACAAUCCAAAUCUGCCAUCAGCCCUGGGAAAUAAGAACUCUUUUUUCUUUGAUUCAAUAAAGACAAACAGGGAGAAAGUCUUCCUCCAUCAUUGUCGUCUUGGAUGUGGCAAGCCUCAAUUGUGAAGUGUGUGAACUUGCUAAACACAAUCGUGUUUCUUUCCCUGUUAGUAAUAAUAAAAGCACUU